Molecule: messenger RNA, 165 nt
Organism: Sclerotinia sclerotiorum 1980 UF-70
Lineage: Eukaryota; Fungi; Ascomycota; Leotiomycetes; Helotiales; Sclerotiniaceae
Exons: 2
Coding region: 1-165 (54 amino acids)
Source: RefSeq, a predicted model, not a curated record
AUGUCCAAUUCCUCAGAAUACCAGAUUUGUCAAGGAUCCAGAUAUCCACUUGAAAUCGAAUUUCGAUAUGUAAUUGGUUGGUUCUUUAUUGCUGACGCAAAUGCGCAAAUGCGGCCGCUCCCAGCUCCUCUCGCUUUUAUCAUAUUCAGGGAGGAGGAGUAUUGA